GUGAGUCAGGCAGCCUGAGGGAGCUGAACCACAUGUAAAUAUUGCUGUGGCUAUGAAGGCCUGCCAUGAUCCAGCCAGCACAGGACACAUGAUUUAUGCACUCAGAUACCUCGUCAUUGCCUGUUCUGUCUCACUCACUUCCCUGCCUUUCCAACAGGAUGGUUGUUCAUUUUUGAAGCAGCUGUGCCAGUGGAAGAGAAGACCCAGUAAUGGACAGCUCUGACUUUGCACUGCCAGUUCUCACCAGUGAGCAACAGGGCAUUUUUCAGAAAGCUUUUACUUCUGAUGCUGAUUACUUUGAAACAUGUGAGAAAAUAAACCAGCCCUUCUGGAAAUCAUUAAUAAAAUGUUUAGGAACAAUUAUACCAGCCAUUCUGAGCACUGAAGAAACAAACAAUGUCCUUAACAGAAGCAAAGACUCUGAUCCGCGCACAGCUGCCUUACAGGCCAUAGAAAAAAAAGGAGCUAAUGCAAUGGUUGUGCUUUACCUGCUGCUGAAAGUGAAUGAUCCCUCUGGCUACAGACAGUUGCCUAGCUCCAAGGGAAAUGAUGAAAAGCUGAAGCUACUUGAGAGACUGGAAAAGAGUUUCAUGCUUUCACAGCAAAAAAGAAAGGCUGAAUGUUCAUCCAAGGAGUCUAAAGACAGAGAUUCACAAGCAGACAUCACUGAUAAAGCAAACAUUGCUGUGGCAACUGUUAAACCGCUUUUGCACAAAGAAAGUCAGGAAGACCACAAAAAGGAUGCUCAACAUGAAAGUGAUGCUGACCAGGAAGAUUUAGAGACAGAGAAGAUGGAAACCCAGUUGCUUGCAGGUGUAUCAACAGAGACUGUUCCCUACAGUGAAGCAGAGAUUGCAAGACAAGAAGAUGCAGUUGCAGAUGCAUAUGAGACUCACCAUGAUCACUGUGAACAGAGAUCCAGGUGGUGGAUGAGCAUUCGAAAAGAUGAUGAAUUCUUUCAUUUUGUCAUUCUUUGCUUUGCCAUUGGAGCCUUACUGGUUUGCUAUCACCACUACAAAGACUGGACCAUUUCUCUUGGUAUUGGUUUAAUCACCUUUGCUUCCCUAGAAACCACAGGGAUUUACUUUGGUUUAGUGCACAGAAUCCGCAGAGUCCUUGAGGGCUUUAUUCCUCUGAUUCAGAGAUUCAGACCAACAGGCAUAAGCAAAGCUGACUAAACAGAAGAAUCCUAGAGAAUUCAACAAGUCCCUGAAUUCCUGGAUUUACUGUAUUAAAGUUAAUAAACUAUUUUAUGGUGCAGUCAUACAAAUCUAAUGACUAAUAUAGAAUAUCAAAGUGUUAACCAUCAAAGAUGCAUUAUCCUCUGCACUAGGGAAGAGUUCUACCUGUGCUGCUUCUGUUUUUCAUUUUGAAGUGCUUUGUGGCUCAUUGCAACUACCUGUAAAGCAAACUCGGGUUAGGUUAUAAAUUCAUGCUAAGCCAGAUGUUUUAGCACAUCAUGUUAUUUUCCCCACAUAUAAUAAUCAUGUUGAUCUCACUUGAAGCCUGAAAUCAAUGGUAGGGCUCAUAUCAUCCUUAGUGGGCUCAUGGUUAAGACCAUUAGUACUAGAAAAAGGGCUCAAGUAGCUUUUGGGGGGUUCUUUCCUUCUCACACAUUUCACCUCUGGUUUACUUGUCAUGUUGCUGAGGUCUUCCUUGUUACAUGAGUGUGACUUGGGAAUAUUCUUCCAUGAGCAGAGCCCUGAAUUACUACAGUAACAUGCAACAAGCAUAUCCUUUUCCUCAAGGAGACAAUACCUUGGCAUUCACAAAGCCUCCCCCCUUCACUGCUCAUGAGACUGCAAGGGGGGCAGAUCUGUUUCUUGCUUGCCCAGUUAAACACCAAGGCCAUGUC
Molecule: messenger RNA, 1855 nt
Organism: Gavialis gangeticus (Gharial)
Lineage: Eukaryota; Metazoa; Chordata; Crocodylia; Gavialidae
Gene: TMEM40
Product: transmembrane protein 40
Exons: 14
Coding region: 210-1178 (322 amino acids)
Source: RefSeq, a predicted model, not a curated record